Vittaforma corneae ATCC 50505 is the source of this 1287-nucleotide messenger RNA. RefSeq lists its product as uncharacterized. The transcript has a single exon. Gene Ontology annotation, molecular function: ATP hydrolysis activity; ATP binding. The coding region runs from base 1 to 1287 and encodes 428 amino acids. NCBI's taxonomy places the organism in Eukaryota, Fungi, Microsporidia, Nosematidae. The record is from RefSeq and is a predicted model, not a curated record.
AUGAAGGAAAAUAUGCUAAUUCAAUCAGCAAUUAAGAAAUACGGAAACGAGAUUCUGAUCGAAGACAAGACGUUCGAUUUGGUUGCAGCAAUAGUGUAUAAGCGGAUAAAAUAUGCAUUUUCUAAAAGUUUAGACGAUGAAAAGCUCUCAAAAAGUGAAAAGAAAUCUGGCUUUGGAGUUAUGAACACAAUGUUUGUAAUACUGUUCGUCAUUGCGGUUAUAUCGUUUAUUAAUUCGCUUGUCUCGAAAAAAGAUAGCACUCCCUUGACCAACACCGCACAGAACCAGCAGGGGGCACAGUCUAACGUAAGCUUAGGAAUACAGAAUGCAGCUUCUCAGACAAAUAAGGAUGGCACUGUUGUUGCAGGCCAGUUUGAAUUCAAAACUGGCAAUCAGAUUAAGUUCAACAAGUAUUGUGGAAGAAAAAAGGACUAUGAUGUGUUUUAUGGACUUAUAAAACGGUAUAUUGAGGAAUUGACAAAUUUGAGCCGAGAAGAGCUGGACGAGAUUAACGCAUUUACGAAGCUUAAUUUUUUGUUAGAAGGGCCGGCGGGAACAGGAAAGACAAUUUUCGUACAUUAUUUAGCGACGCAGAUCGACAAAUACCUGAAGUUGAAAGCAUUGGCUGAAGAGAACCCCGAAUUGUAUAGACAGGUUUUGAGUAAUGAGGCGGUAAAGGAGACAUAUCUAUCGAUGGCACCGUCCAGGAUAUACUUCUGUGAGGUGGCGCCAGGCAUCAUAAAUAGCAAAUGGUAUGGAGAUACAGAAAAAAAUGUCAGCUUGCUUUUUGACUAUGCCAAGAAGCUGUCGGAGGAGAAGUGGAGGGCUGUGUUUCUGUUUUUCGAUGAGGGUGAUGCAUUCUUUUCAAAGCGAAAUGCCGAUACCAGCAUGGGUGAGACAACAUCGGGUCUAAAGUCUGAGCUUCUGCAAAGGAUUGGCGUGCGUCCCAGUGAUAAAUAUCGGCCCAUCUUUGUGUUUUGUGCCACAAAUAGAUUUGAAGUAUUUGAUGACGGAUUUAAAAGAAGAUUUGGCAAUCAAACAAGAUUUGCAGUUCCCACGCUUGACGAGAGACGCGAGUUUGUAAAAUUCGUCUUUGACGACUUUGUACUUCAGGAAAAAGAAAUUGAAACAAUAGUCAAUCUUACGCAAGGCAGGACCCAGUCUUUCAUUUCCAAGUACAUGAGGAACUACUAUAUUGAGGAUGAGCUGAGCAGAGUGACAGGGAUUAAGCUGAAGGAGUUUGUGAAAUUCUUGUAUGAUAAUAGAGGGGACAGAAAUCUGAUCUAG